UAUAAAAAUGGCAGAAUUUGCUUCAGAUACUUUAGACCAAUCUUCCUCUUCAGCGCCAGUGAAGUAUAAGGUGGUGUUCCUAGGCGACCAAUCUGUGGGGAAAACCUCUAUUAUCCUCAGAUUUAUGCAUGAUACAUUUGAUUCACAGUACCAAGCCACUAUUGGAAUUGACUUUUUAUCUAAAACUAUGAUGGUUGAUGAUAAAAUGGUUAGACUUCAACUUUGGGAUACUGCUGGACAAGAAAGAUUCAAAUCCUUGAUCCCUUCCUACAUCCAAGAUAGUUCGUUCGCUAUUGUUUGUUUUGAUAUUACAAGCAAGGCAAGCUUUGAAAAUGUCAAGACUUGGGUCGAAGAUGCCAGAAAUAUCCGAGGAGACGAUGUCUCAAUUAUAGUUGUUGGUAAUUAAAAUCGAUCUUGCUGACCAGAGAGAAGUUUAUACUGAAGAGGGCAGCAAACUUGCUCUUGAAUUAGGAGUCGAAUUUAUUGAGGUUUCAGCAAAGGCUGGAAUCAACAUCAAAGCCCUAUUUAAAACCCUUGCAUCUAACUUGCCAGGCAAUGAUACCCCUGCAAGCAAUGAAGCAACACAAAAUGCUAAGAAGGAAGAGACUCUAAAGCUCAAUGAAGAUAAUAAGGAAGAUGUCAAAAAGGGAGGCUGUUGAUAA
This is a messenger RNA of Moneuplotes crassus, 662 nucleotides long. The record is from the annotation of a GenBank genome assembly. Lineage: Eukaryota; Ciliophora; Spirotrichea; Euplotida; Euplotidae.